CCGCGCUUUAAAAGUAGUACUUCCUUCAGCAACACUCCACGCAGCGGUCACAACUCACACGCACCAUUUUGUGGAUUAAUUCACCAAAUAUUUUAUGUUCAGAUCAACUGUAAUCCCUAAUCUCCGAUCGUCCAAGCAUCGGAAAAACUGUUGAGCUUACUAUUUUUGGAGCAAAAUGGCGGAGGAGAAGGACGCCACGUCGGUGCCUCUGAGUCAAACUGCUCGCGAGGAAGAAGGAGAAGGGCGAGAUCCGGAAGACCCUUCAAAAUCUCCUCAAAAUCCUCCACAUUCUUCCACUCGUAGCGCUUGCUGUUUUGUUCUUCAAAGCUGGGUUUCAAAAAAGUUUAUGACCGGAUGUGUUGUCCUAUUUCCCGUGGCCGUUACGUUCUUUGUGACCUGGUGGUUUAUUCAAUUUGUUGAUGGUUUCUUCAGCCCUCUAUAUGCUCAACUGGGCAUAGACAUAUUUGGACUUGGAUUCGUGACAUCAUUGGUUUUCGUGUUCCUUGUCGGCGUAUUUGUUUCAUCAUGGUUGGGUGCGACAGUUUUCUGGGUUGGAGAAUGGUUUAUAAAGCGAAUGCCAUUUGUUAGGCAUCUUUACUCAGCCUCGAAGCAAAUUAGUUCCGCAAUUUCUCCUGACCAAAAUAAUACUGCAUUUAAGGAAGUGGCCAUCAUACAGCACCCCCGUGUUGGUGAAUAUGCAUUUGGCUUUAUCACUUCAUCAGUUGUUCUUCAGAGAAACGACGGGGAUGAGGAACUAUGCAGUGUUUUUGUCCCGACAAAUCAUUUGUACAUUGGUGAUAUAUUCCUUGUUAAUUCAAAGGAUAUUAUCAGACCCAAUCUAUCCAUUCGUGAAGGGAUAGAAAUCAUUGUCUCUGGAGGUAUGACAAUGCCACAAAAAAUCACGCCAAUUUCCCCAAUCGAAAGAAUUGUUGCUCGACAAGGCGAAAGAAUUCCCCUAAGUAGGCUAGUCUAAAGCUGAAAGAAUUGUGUUGUCACUAAGAACGAAAAAAACGAUCAAUACCUUGUUGACGAUUUUACUAUAUAUAUUUUGUUGUGAAGUUGGAAGUUAAAAUCACAUAUAUAUUCUAUUUGUUACUUUGUGCUUGAAGCCUGUUGCAUUAGUUCCAUCAUUAAACAAAUUGUUGAAUGUGUGUUCCUUUGUUAUACCAUGCAUAAUUAAUAAUAUGAAUGAAUAUAUGAAGUGUUCCUUCUUGGAU
Striga asiatica is the source of this 1217-nucleotide messenger RNA. Lineage: Eukaryota; Viridiplantae; Streptophyta; Magnoliopsida; Lamiales; Orobanchaceae. The record is from the annotation of a GenBank genome assembly.